This is a messenger RNA of Mytilus californianus (California mussel), 4128 nucleotides long. RefSeq names its product cytochrome P450 20A1-like. The record is from RefSeq and is a predicted model, not a curated record. Lineage: Eukaryota; Metazoa; Mollusca; Bivalvia; Mytilida; Mytilidae. Gene Ontology annotation, cellular component: membrane. Gene Ontology annotation, molecular function: iron ion binding; monooxygenase activity; oxidoreductase activity, acting on paired donors, with incorporation or reduction of molecular oxygen. The transcript has 11 exons. The coding region runs from base 34 to 1440 and encodes 468 amino acids.
UUCAUCAAACAUUACUACGUCAGCAAUAUUGCAAUGUUGGAGUUUGCUAUUUUUGCCGUCACAUUUGUUGGAGGACUUAUAGCAGUUGUAAUUUAUUUCUACCCCGGAUCAUCCAAGCCAAGUUCAAUACCUGGUCCAGAUCCCACUACUAAAGAAGAUGGUAAUUUAGCAGACAUUAAGAGGGCUGGGAGUCUUUAUGAAUUUCUAUUGGAUAUUCACAAGCAGUAUGGGCCUAUUGCAUCAUUUUGGAUGGGACAGCAGUUUGUGGCAAGUGUUGCCUCAGCUGAUCUAUUUAAAGAACACCAGAACAUAUUUGACAGACCUCCUGAGUUAUUCAAGCUGUUUGAAAUUCUGAUUGGACCAAAAAGUAUUCAGUAUGCAAAUAAGCAAGAUGGCAGGACAAGGAGAAAGAAUUAUGAUGAGGCAUUGACUCAUGAUGCUAUUAAAAAGUACUAUGAAACAUUUCAAAUUAUAGCCAAUGACCUAUCCAAGAAAUUCUCAUCACUUGUGAAGGAAGAACACAUAGCGCUCAGUCAGUACAUGAGUGCAUAUGCACUUAAAGUUGUGUUGUUGACUUUAAUGGGUGACACCUUCAAGGAUGACAAAGAAGUUUUAGAAUUCAGGAGAUUGUAUGAUAUUGCUUGGUCUGAAACAGAAAAACAAUUAACAGAUGUGCCAGAACCUGACAGUCAACGCAUGAAAACUUUUAAGGAUGCAAAAGACAAGCUGUAUGGAAUAAUAAAAAGAACAUUGGAACACAGGAAGAAAAAUCCAGCCAAGAAGGGAGAAUUACUUUUGAUUGACAUCCUUAUAGAAAAUUGCCAGGAUGAAGAAACUUUACUCUCAGACAUUUUAUCUUUUAUUAUUGGUGGAUUUCAAACUACAGCAAAUUUGCUGACCUGGUGUUUUUACUUCCUUGCCACACAUCAGGAUAUCCAAGAUAAAGUUCAGAAAGAGAUUAAGAGUGCUCUCGGAAGUGAUGAUGUUGAUCACACUAAUAUCAGUGAUUUAGUGUAUUUACGACAAGUUAUAGAUGAGACCCUAAGAUGUGCAGUCAUUGCCCCAUGGGCAGCCAGAUUCCAGGAUUUUGACUCUGAAUUAGGAGGGCACAAAAUACCUAAAAAUACUCCUGUAAUCCAUGCUCUUGGUGUGACACAGCAAGAUGAAGCCAUAUGGCCAGUACCUAACAGAUUUGAUCCUGAUAGAUUUAGUAAAGAGAACAGUAAGAAGAGACGAAGGUUAGCUUUCCAACCUUUUGGAUUUGCUGGGAAAAGGAUUUGUCCUGGAUAUAGGUUUGCCUAUGCUGAAGCUACUGUUUGCUUUGUGACCUUACUAAGAAAGUUCAAGUUUAAUAUGGUUGAAGGUCAAGUAAUUACUCCUGUGCAUGGUCUUGUAACACAUCCUAGUGAAGAAGUCUGGAUAACCAUUGACAAAAGAUAAAAAUUAUUUACAUUUGUAGAAAAACAUCUUGCAAGUUGUUUAGGAUUAUGGUCGUAAAUAUUAUUGUUCAAUCAAGCUUUUGCAUAGUUUUCAUAUCCACUGUGAGACGAUUUGCCACGCAAGGCUUUUUGCUGUAGGAAUAUAUGUGGCAAGGGAAGUAUAGAUUAUUAAUUUGCCACACAUUUUUUAUAUCAUCAAACUGUUGAAAUAUUUGUGGUAUGGGCCAAAUAGGUUUUUAUUAUUGUCAAGCCUGCAACUUCUGUCGCAGAAAGCUCGACAUAGGGAUAGUGAUCCGGCGGCGGCGGCGGCGUUAACUAACUUCUUAAAAGCUUUAUAUUUUCGAAGGUGAAAGACCUGGAUCCUUCAUACUUUGUAUAUAGAUGCCUUAUGUUACGAAGUUUCCGUCUGUCACAUGUCCAUUGUCCUUGACCUCAUUUUCAUGGUUCAGUGACUACUUGAAAAAAAAGCUAAGAUAUUUUGUAAUGUUAAUUUCUCUCUUAUUAUGAGUAAUAGGAUAACUAUAUGUAAUAUGUGCGUACCUUGCAAGGUCCUCAUGCCCGUCAGACAGUUUUCACUCUACCUCGACCUCAUUUCAUGGAUCAGUGAACAAGGUUAAGUUUUGGUGGUCAAGUCCAUAUCUCGGAUACUAUAAGCAAUAGGUCUAGUAUAUUUGGUGUAUGGAAGGAUUGUAAGGUGUACAUGUCCAAUUGGCAGGUGUCAUCUGAUCUUGACCUCAUUUUCAUGGUUCAGUGGUUAUAGUUAAGUUUUUGUGUUUUGGUCUGUUUUUCUUAUACUAUAUGCAAUAGGUCAACUAUAUUUGGUGUAUGGAAAUAUUUCAUGAUGUACAUGUCAGUCUCGUAGGUUUUAAUUGACCUUGACCUCAUUUUCACGCUCCAUUGCUCAGUGUUAGGUUUUGUGUUUAGGUCUGUUUUUCUUAAACUGUAAGUAAUGAGUCAACUAUAUUUGUUGUAUGGAAGGAUUGUAAGCUGUUCAUGUCUGCCUGGCAUGGUUCAUCUGACCUUGAACUCAUUUUCAUGGUCCAUUGGUCAAUGUUAAGUUUUCUUGGUUAAGUAUGUUUCUUAGAAACUAUAAGCAAUAGGUCAACUAUAUUCAGUGUAUUGAAUGAUUGUAAGGUGUACAUGUAUUCAUCGUUUGGUUUAUAUGAUAUUGACCUCAUUUUCUUGGAUCAUGUUAAGUUUAUGUGAUAGUUGUAGUAAAGCUUUAUAUUUAGGACUAUCAACAUAAUAUCAACGGUUAUUAAAGAAGGCGAGACAUUUCAGCGUGUGCACUCUUGUAUUUUAUGUUAUUUUGAGCACUUUUUAGCAACUUAUUUCUGAUAUGGAAAUGCUGGAAAAAACAAAAUUUCCAAUAUCAUAAUGCUAUCUCUCUAUAUAUAUGGUGCUUAGAAAAUGUUAGUUCAUGCCUAAAUUAUGAUUUCUUAAAAAUAUUUGAUUUAUAAUACAUUUUUCAAGUUGUAUUGUAAUGUGUGAGAUCUUGAGGUCAGGUGUCGAUGUUUCAACAGAUUUAUUUGUAUGCCCUACUAUCGUUUUUUGGUCUGUGUGUCCGUUCGUCCGUCCGUCCGUCUGUCCCACUUCAGGUUAAAAAUUUUGGUAGUUUUUGAUGAAAUUGAAGUCCAAUCAACUUGAAACUUAGUACCCUUUGAUAUGAUCUUUCUAAUUUUAAUGCCAAAUUAGAGUUUUGACCCCAAUUUCACGGUCCACUGAACAAAAUGAUAGUGCGAGUGGGGCAUCCGUGUACUAUGGACACAUUCUUGUUUUUAUCUGGCUAAGGGAAAGAUUUCAGUGUAAGUGCAAUAAUACAGUUCUAGCAAGUGAAAUUCCAUUGAUAAGUAGGAUUAUUAAUGUGACACAUAUAUCCCAUGACAGUCAACCAGAUCAUGCUGACAUCCAUAAAACUUGAAAGAGAUGACUUCAAAUUAGGAUUAAGACUUGUUACAUUGUUCCUUGAAAGCAGCAAUCUUCUAUCAUGUUAAUUCUGCCCUUGAAUAUUGUAUUAAUAAUAUUCAGUAUUUUGAGGAAGUUUAUUUAGUUUCUGUAUUGGGUUAUUUUGGCCAUUUUCAGUCAAGUUAAACUGUUUUUAUUUAUUUUCCAAUCAUUUUAUUUUCUCAAUACAAAAGUUUUGAACUGAUUGUGAAAUUAAAGAAGGCAUUAGCAAUUUUGUUUUUAUUAUGUUCAUACAAAACUAACGAUAGUUCUCUAAAAUAUUGGUUCAUCUUGUUUGAUAUUCUGUACCUUAUUUGUUUUUUAAUGUUUUAAAUAAUGAGCAAGAUUUGCUGAUAGCUCAGCCAUUAGAAAAUCUGAUAUACAAUGCACAUACCUUGACCUAUAAUGGUUUACUUUUAUAAAUUGUAAAUUGGAUGGAGAGUUGUCUCAUUGGCACUGAUACCACAUCUUCCUAUAUCUACAUAGUAUAUAAACAUAUUGUUGUGUUAAUUGACAAAACAUUCAGCUCAAUCUAAACAACAUGUAUAUUAAUUUAAUAAUACAUUAUAUAUGCACAUGUACAAUAUGGAAAUAUUUCUUUUUAUGAACAUUUAAUUAGAUACUGCAUACAAAUCUCAACAAAUGCAUUUUUACAAGUCAAAAUUGAUCAGAAUUUCAAUGUAUACAAAUAGUAACACAAAUAGUGAUUGCCUUAUUUUGCAAUAAAAUAUUAGUAGAUCACAAA